Polypterus senegalus (gray bichir) is the source of this 1279-nucleotide messenger RNA. Its product is annotated as zinc finger BED domain-containing protein 4-like. The record is from RefSeq and is a predicted model, not a curated record. The coding region runs from base 167 to 919 and encodes 250 amino acids. Gene Ontology annotation, molecular function: protein dimerization activity. Lineage: Eukaryota; Metazoa; Chordata; Cladistia; Polypteriformes; Polypteridae. The transcript is spliced from 2 exons.
GCACACAAUAAAUCUUGCUACACAGGCUGGCCUCGGUGUUGCGCGUGUCGCUCAUUUACUCGGGCGGGUGAGACGUGUAACUGCUUUUUUUCACCGGAGUUCGACAGCUGCCGCGGUACUGACGUCUAAGCAGAAGCUGCUACAACUGCCACCGCACAAAUUAAUAAUGGACGUCACCACGCGAUGGAAUUCAUCAUUGGAUAUGCUGGUUCGUUACCUGGAGCAGCAGGCUGCUAUAGCAGCAGCGCUCACCAGCCCAGAAAUAAGACAAAAUGCCCGAAACAUUGACACACUGGAUAUCUUCGACAUUUAUAUUUCAGGCAGAUACAGUGGGGAUGUAUACAACUACCUGCUGGAGAGCACUGCGCUGGACCCAAGAUUCCAGUCUCUACCGCAGAUAGAUUGCAACCAGCGUGAGGCAGUCUUUCAAAGGAUACAGAAAAGGGUGCAACAGUUGCAGAAAAACCAGCCCACAGAUGAGAAGAGUAUGGAGCGCAAGGAAGAGGCAUCAGCUCAUUGUUCCACACAUGGGGGCGAGGGGGCUCUUGAAGCUGAAGGUGGAGCUGAGUCAGAAGAGGAACCUGCUUCCAAGAAGACAGCACUUGAGGAUCUGCUAGGGGACUCUUUCUCAAAGACAGAACAGCCCAGCAAAGGAAUUGAGAGGGAAACUGAACUUUACAGAAGAGAGGCAUCUAUCCCACUUAGUUGCUGCCCUCUGACAUGGUGGAGAGAAAACAGCUCCAAAUAUCCUUUGCUGUCUCCACUUGUCAAAGAAUAUCUUUCCAUUCCUGCAACCUCUGUUCCAAGUGAGCGUGUCUUUUCAACUGCAGGAGACAUAGUCACUGCCCAGAGGUCACAAUUGCUGCCAGAAAAUGUAGACAUGCUUAUAUUCUUAAAAAAGAACAUGACCAUAUCUUAGGCUGUUCUGUAUAGGUCAUUACAUCAUUACCUAGGUCUUAGCUCUUUUUCCAUGCUUAAGAAAAUUUACUUCAUUGUUUUGCACUCUGAGUUUUAAGACAGCACUACUUUGAUAGUUACACUAAUUAUGGUUAAUUGCACGUAAAGGGAUAUUUGUGUUGUUUAUUAUUUAUUUUUAUUUAUACUAUUUAAUUUUAUUAUGUAAUUAAUUGCCUGUCAGUUUUGUGGCAAAAUAUUUUGCAGUGUUUACAUGUUAUUACUGCAUAUCAUUCAUCAAAAUAGAAGUUUUAUUUCAUAAAGUUGAUUUCAAAAUGGACAUGCAUUUUUUGCAUUUUGUGUUUUUCAGUUAAAUAAAAGGCUA